Psylliodes chrysocephalus is the source of this 1757-nucleotide messenger RNA. Lineage: Eukaryota; Metazoa; Arthropoda; Insecta; Coleoptera; Chrysomelidae. The record is from the annotation of a GenBank genome assembly.
UACCUAUAUUAACUUUAAAUGGAUUUUGUGUCGGAAUUAAAAAACUCAAAAAAUACUUUUAUUAUUGCCGAAAUUGGACAAAAUCAUCAAGGUAGUUUGGAAACUGCAAAAAAAUUAAUAAAGACGGCCAAAGAUUGUGGAGCAGACUGUGCUAAAUUUCAGAAAACUAAUCUACGGGAAAAAUUCAAUAAUUUGGCAAUAAGUAGAAUAUAUAAUUCACCAAAUUCUUUUGGUAAAACCUAUGGAGAACAUAAGCAAUUUUUAGAGUUCAAUGAAGAAGAAUUUCAAGAAUUACAGGAAUAUGCCAAUCAAAUUGGAAUUUUAUUUACUGCUUCUGCUAUGGAUGUAAAAUCAUUAGAAUUUUUAAUAAGUAUUAAUGUUCCAUUUAUUAAAAUUGGAUCCGGAGAUGCUAAUAAUUUUAUAUUAAUUGAAAAAGCUGCAAAAUCUGAUAUUCCUCUAAUAGUCUCAACAGGUAUGCAAUCAUUAGAAACAGUUAAAGAAAUUUACAAUGUUAUAUCCAAAUAUCACAGAAAAUUUGUGCUUUUACAUUGUAUAUCAGCAUACCCGGCACCUAUAUCUGAUAUUAAUUUAAACGUUAUUAAAUUUUACCAAAAAGAGUUUUCAGAUGUACCUAUUGGAUAUUCUGGUCAUGAAUUAGGCAUCUACAUUAGUUUGGCAGCUGUUGCUAUUGGAGCUAAGGUUAUAGAAAGACAUAUCACACUGGAUAAAACUCUGAAAGGAUCAGAUCAUACAUGCUCAUUAAACCCUACUGAAUUUGAACAAAUGGUAAAUAAUAUACGAUCAUUAGAAACAGCAAUGGGUCAAGGAAUAAAAAAAAUGGAAAACUCAGAAAAAGCCUGUUAUGAGAAACUAGGGAAAACAAUAGUUUAUAAAAAAAAAUUAUUAAAAGGCCAUGCCUUAACUAUGGAAGACUUAAAUGUAAAAGUGGCAGAACCCAAAGGAAUUGAUGGAGCUCUAAUAAAUAAAGUUACUGGAAAAAUAUUGAGUAUAGAUAUUAAUGAAGAUGAAUCUGUAUUAUAUGAUCAUUUUCUAUAGUACAAAAAUGUAUUGUCAUAUUCUAUUAAAUAUUUUUUAUAUUAUUUAACACACACUAAAAAAUAGUUGAAAACCUACCUCUUCAUGAAUAAUAUUUUUGGGCCGUAAUGUCAAUUGAUCACUAAGGCUAUAAUGUUAUAAUGUGAUCUUUUAGGAUAAGCUCUAUCAAUUUCAUCAUUUAACUAAUGUAUAUUAGCUACAAUAAUUCCUAGAAAGGCAGCAAAGAACCUACGGCUAUGUUUAUACCCUAUUCAAAAAAUGUUUUACAAAGUGCUGUAAAACAACAAUGCUCCUCCGGUUUGAUUAAUUUUCAAGCUUUUAAAAUAUUAUAAAACUUUUGAUUUGCUAUUCAAUUUUUGUUUACUCCUUGUAUUUUACAAAUAUCAAGGAACUCUGCUGGAAUUCAGCAGCGAACCUCGGUUUUUUUCAAAGACAUUACAACAUAGAGACAAAAUGUUUCAUUCAUAAAUUCCAUACAAUUGCGGACUGUUAUUGUUUUAAAAUUGUUAGUGAGUGGAAGAGAGAAAGACAGAUCUCUUAGGACCGGUUGGCAACGUUGUAAACAGUGUCCAUAAUAUGCUCGCCAGCGGCGUAGAGUUUUAAACUUACCAGUAUUGUCAGAGUAGUAUGUUAAAAAAAUACGUAAAUAAGUAGGUAUAUUUUUUUAGUAAUAUAAUUAUGGUGCUUUUUUCAUGUAGGUA